Molecule: messenger RNA, 728 nt
Organism: Ipomoea triloba (trilobed morning glory)
Lineage: Eukaryota; Viridiplantae; Streptophyta; Magnoliopsida; Solanales; Convolvulaceae
Exons: 1
Coding region: 57-536 (159 amino acids)
Source: RefSeq, a predicted model, not a curated record
CAUCAUUCCCUUCCAUCAAUUCAUUUGCAAACAAAUUAAAAUCUCUUUUCUUAACAAUGGAGGCAACAAUAACUUCGUUCUCUCGCCGCCCCAACACGCUAAUUCCGGCCAGGCGUUUUUUGGCGACGCCUCCACCUCGUACCACCGGCGAAAAGAAAAUGACGAGGAUUGCGGCGGCGGCGAGAAGGGGGGAUAAUAACCAUCAAGAUCACCGGUGCGGUGGGCGCAACAAGAUCGUGGACGAGAACAUGAUAGUGCUGAGACUGAGGAUUAAGGAGAUGAAGGCGUUGGAGGGCGACGACGGGGAUCGGACGGCGGAGAUGCAUUGGAUGGGAUGGGAAAAGGAGUACGUGAAACAUUACAACGAGGAUGUUUGUGAAUUCGUAGGUUUGUUGCAGAGGUUUUUGAUGGAGAAUAGGCCGGCGUUGGGUUUGGGGUUGAUGGCAGUGGUUCUUGGCAGUGUGUCAUUGUCAACUUUUGUUGCAAUCAUGCAUGCCAUGGAGAUGGCCAAUGGAGUACUGUCUCACCUUAAUUGAAGAGAUACAGUACAAUCUUAUCUGAUAUUAGUUUUAAUUUCUUGAAAUGAAAGUAUGGCCAAGUGAUCAUAACUGUACGUCUCACCUUAAUUUAAUACAAUCUUAUCUUAGUUUUCUUUAAAUGAGAGUAUGGCCAAGUGAUGAUAACUGUCUCACCUUAAGUGAAUAGAAUCUUAUCUUAGUUUCUUUAAA